UUAUACUCCCUCAGUCUCAAAAUUGUUGUCUUAGGUUUAUUUAGAAACGGAUAUAUCUAAAUACUAAAAUGUGACUAGAUACAUUUAUAUCUAGACAAAUCUAAGACAGGAAUUUUAGGACGGAGGGAGUAUAAAACAACAUAAGAUUGGCUUUCGUGGCAGUAGAAAUCUAUGCAACCAUCGCCUAUGCUUGGCCAACAUUUGCUUUUGUUCAGACUUCAGACUCAGUACACGGCGUAGCAACCGAUCAGUGGCUGGAAUGGAGGCGGCUGUGAUAAGUAGCGUCGUAGGCACUGUGGUAACGAAGCUCCACAAGAUGAUUGAAGACGACAGCAUGCUGCGGGUCGAUCUUAAGAAAUCCCUCCACGACAUCAAGAAGGAGAUGCAGAUGAUGACCAAGGCCAUCAUCAUGUACGGUGAGUCCAAGGACCACUGGCCGUGGAUCCUCGAGCUGCAAGAGCUGGCGUACGACACGGAGGACUGCCUAGAUAUCUUUGAGGAGAAGGCGGCAUGCGAGGCCAGCGUGCCAUGGUACCACCGGAAGCUUCACCAGUUAAGAACAGUGAACAUCCGCACUCAGUUUGCCAGAGAGCUCAAGGUUCUCAAGCAACGUGUUCUGGAAGCAUUCGGGCGAAGAGACAGGUACAUCGGCAGCAACACCCUAUCUGCACCGGUGGAGCCGGGCGCCUCCUUCAAAUUCACCUCCUACACCCCGGAGUCUGAGCUUGUAGGCAUCACCAAGCCAAAGGCAGAGCUUCUUGAGUUGCUCGGGGAGGAAGAGAAGCCAAGGAGGGUGGUCUCCAUCCUGGGACCUCGCGGCAUCGGGAAGACAACCCUUGCCAGAGUGGUCUAUGAUGACACUUGUGUGAAGAGCCAAUUUCCUUGCCGUGCUUGGAUUGUGGCCUCAGAGCACAGAGGAGACAAAGAGCUUCUCAAGGAGAUACUCCGACAAGUCAAGGCCCCCUCCUCUUCUGAUGCGGAUCUGGGUGAAAAUCUCAAUAUGCACCUGCAGGCUAACACAAGGUACUUAAUUGUAAUUGAUGACAUUCAGACUUCUCUACUGGAUGCAAUCCGACCUUACUUUUCUAGUAACGGCAGAAUCAUUGUGACCACAACUAUGCACUCUAUAGCCAAUAGCUGCAGCACCAAUGGGGGUUAUAUAUACAGAAUGGAAGCUCUUAGCAAGGAAGAUUCCAAAGCUUUGCUUUUAAAAAUUGUUCUUGGCGAUGUGACAAAAUCUCCUUCACCUCACUUUGAGGAAGGUUCAGAAAGCAUCUUGAAGAAAUGUGAAGGCUUACCACUUGGUAUAGUAAACAUUGCUAAUUAUUUGAAAGAACAAGGGCCAGAGAAGAUCACAGUCGCUAGUUGCAAAAAUAUGUGCAGUAACCUAGGUUUUCAUAUGCAUAGUAAUGAUGCUCUUGCAAGAAUGAAGCAAGUGCUCAUCCAUAGCUAUGACAAUCUUCCUAGCCAUGAUCUAAAAACCUGCUUGCUUUCCGUAAGCAUAUACCCAAAGGAUCAGCCAAUCAAAAGAAAAAGCUUGGUUAGAAGAUGGUUAGCCGAAGGAUUUGUGGUCAAAGUCGUCAGUUGUAAAGAUGACGAUGUUGCUUUUGAACAUUUUGAGGGCCUGAUCAACAGGAGUAUCAUUCAACCAGUAGACAUUUGCAACAGUGUUGGUGUGAAGACGUGUCGCCUUCAUGGUAUAAUGUUUGAUUUCAUUGUACACAAGUCAGCCUGUGAGAACUUCAUUACUUUGAUUAACAAUGAUGAAAUCAUAACCAAUACAAAUUCUGACUGUGCUGUCCGCCGACUCUCUCUCAAUAAACCUACUGAAGAAGGUGGCAAAGCAGUAAUGGGAAUAGAUAUAUCCCGGAUCAGGUCACUAACAAUCUUUGAGCAUGUUGGCCAAGCUCUUGUGGAUUUUCGUAAGUGCAAGUUGCUGCGAGUGUUAGACCUUGAAAACUGCAAGGAGCUUACUGAUAGCGAUCUUGACAACAUAUGCAAAUUGUUGCAGCUGAAGUAUCUGAGCCUUAGGGGCACUGAUGUCAGUAGGCUUCCCAAGGAAAUAUCAAAGCUGCUCCAUUUGGAAACACUGGACAUACGGGCUACAAGAGUUAACAUAUUGCCUAAGGAGGUUCUCAGUCUACCAGAAUUAAUUCACUUGUUUGGAAAAUUCGAGCUGCCUUGUGUACAUGGCAGAGCUGCUGGAAGUAAUAGUCAGACAUUAUUUUCAGGGGAUAGUAAAUUGCAAACUUUGUCAGGAUUUUUGAUGGGUAAGAGCCAGACUUUUGAACAGAUUAUACUCAAUAUGAAGAAACUGAGGAAGGUUAAGAUACUGGCCGAGAGUACUCCAAGUAGUGGUAUCACUGGGCUUCUAGUCUCCUCCCUCAAAAAGAGAUUUAUCGGCACAAAUCCUCUUGAUUCUCUAUCAGUUGAUUUCGGCGACCAUUCCAUAGACUUCCUGGACUCCCUUAAUGCCUGUUGUGCUCUUACUUCGAUCAAACUGCACGGUACACUAAGGAGCUUGCCUACCUUUAUCACAUCGCUGCUCGGACUGUCAAAGUUGCAUCUGGUAUCAACUGGCUUAGAUAGCAAGGUUCUAUCAACACUGCAAAAUUUACACCUACUGAUUUAUCUGAAGUUAGUUGAGGAUCGCCUUGAAUUUGGCAAUGGCAGCUUCAACGUUGAAAAGGAGGGAUUCCGAAGCCUUCAACGACUCUGCAUUCAGGCCCACAAGCUUCCACAAAUGAGUAUCGCUGAAGGAGCUAUGCAGCAUCUCUACUCUCUUCAGUUUAUUUGUGCAGACAUCAGCGGUGUUCAUGAAGAUGCGAUCAAACGUCUCGUGAGUCUCAAGGAAAUAACCCUUGCUCCAUCGGUUGAUGCAGACACAAGGAGAUCAUGGGAAGCAGCAGUGAAGCAGCAUAAAAACAGGCCAACAAUUAUGAAUUAAAACCACCGUCUUCCAAAAUAUUCUCUAGGGUCAAGAAUCUAUAGAAGGAAACAUCAUGAUUCGGUAAUAUCACUGCAACAGUUGUAUUCUUAUCUUUAAGGGUUUGUGUGUACUUUCCGUUCUCUUUUCUUUCACACUUGUUAUUUCACUAGUUUACUUUGUCAACUAGUGAGCAUAUUGUGGAUCUAAGACUUUGUUAUUGUAGUUUGUUUAAUAA
This is a messenger RNA of Hordeum vulgare subsp. vulgare (domesticated barley), 3164 nucleotides long. RefSeq names its product disease resistance protein RGA4-like. The record is from RefSeq and is a predicted model, not a curated record. The transcript is spliced from 2 exons. Bases 260 to 2947 code for a protein of 895 amino acids. NCBI's taxonomy places the organism in Eukaryota, Viridiplantae, Streptophyta, Magnoliopsida, Poales, Poaceae. Gene Ontology annotation, molecular function: ADP binding. Gene Ontology annotation, biological process: defense response to other organism.